Nematocida homosporus is the source of this 2152-nucleotide messenger RNA. RefSeq lists its product as uncharacterized. The record is from RefSeq and is a predicted model, not a curated record. The annotation marks the transcript as partial. The transcript has a single exon. Lineage: Eukaryota; Fungi; Microsporidia.
AUGUCUUAUCUUGAAAUAAAUAGAGGUGUGAAUAGAAAUAGGAUUUAUCGCGGUCGGACGAUUAGAUAUAGAAUCGUGAUUGUAUUGUGUUCUUUAGUGUUAGUGUUAGGUAGUGUUAGAGGGUCGUGUGGUAAUGGUAUGUGUGAUAGUAAAGUAGGCGGUGAUAGUGCCGUUGUUGGACAGGAAAUAACAGCUCUGGAGGGUUGGGAAGCAUCAUCUAAGGUGGCUAAAGAUCUAACUGCAAUUGGAUUUUGGGUUCAUCCUAUGAAGUGUCUCGUCUAUGUUAAGAAGCACAUGACUGAAGAAGUAACGGCGGUGGCCUCGGACUCGACUGUAGCUUUAAGUCCAACCAACUCCACCGAAAACAUUGAUAUGUAUAUGGUGUUGUGGCCAGAGCCAGAGUUGAAAUUCACAAUGCCCAAAAUUAAUGAAGUAGGCAGAUUACAGAAUGUUUUGACUACAUUGAAGGAUAUUGUUGUUAUCAAAGCCGAAAAGGCAGUGUUUAUCUAUAACGUAGAGCAUGUCAAGAGGUCAACCCACAGAUCCAAAGCUAUAUCUCGAGUUAUCAACGCGCUAGAGUGUAAGGAGCUGGAACUUAGAAUAGAAGAGUAUGACAUAGAGAGAUAUUCGCAAUGGGUUAGUAUAGUAGAUUGUGGUUUGACCCAAUUACAGGAAACAAUCGAUUGUGCUGCUUCGAAUCCAAAUCGCAAUCUCACAGUUAAUGUCUGUUGUUUGAACCCCUCUAUGGUAGAUCUUAUUGGGUUAAAGUUGUCCCAGCGGAUGCUAGUUGCCAAACUCACUCUGAUAGUAACAGUAAUUCAAGAUCGAAAACGUCUUCUAACCUAUUGCGCAGGCUCGACCGCAGAGAGCUAUGAAAAUGAUGUUGAGGACAGCACCCAUAUUGAUUUCACAGCUCUCCACAAUCAAGAAAUCCAAUGCCAAAAGAUUGUUCUUAUUAAUGAAUCGAAAGACUUAACAUUAACUGGUCUCGAGAAUGCUACUCAAGACAUUCAUUCCGAAAUAACUCUAGAACUGCGUUGGGAGACUCUUCUCUGUCUUAUUGAACGCAAUAAUCCUGUCAUCAAUGUUCAUACUAUUAUAGUUAUUGGUCCUAAGUAUGCUAAGAACCUAUUCCCGUUAGAGCAUUUUCACCAGGGACUAUAUUCUACUCCCCACGUCUUUGCUACUAAAAUAACCUCCAAAGUCUAUACCGAGGAAUGUUGGUGUCUCAAGGACAUGUAUAACCAAUACUACACCCCCGAAGCCUAUGCCAAAUAUGGUAUAUCUGUUGGCGAAAGCACAAUUGAGUAUAAGAACAGACAAGAUGGCUUGUUAGAUACGUUAAAGAUCCUUGAAAAGUAUCUACGUGUGAAUUGUAAGAAGUCGAUAGAACAUGUCCAGAGUUGUGGGAUCAAAUGUCCUGCUGAAGAUCGCAGCAAUAACAAAUUGGAACUUCAAGAACCAGUUGAUAUAAACCUUGAAAACAUAAAUAGUUAUAUAUCGUGGCCUAAAUCUGGCUAUUAUGAGAUGGUGAUCCAGCCAAAUAUUGUUUUAUGUCAGAAUAUACACUUUGCAGACAUCAACAUUAACGGCAGUAACAAAUAUCACGAUGGCAAGAUCUGUCGAUCCAUUUUAAAGCUAUUCAUCAAUACUACCGCCCACACAUUUAGAAUCACGAAUGUUCACGAUCAUGCAACCACCUACUAUGGCAUAUCUAGGAUAGAAGAAAAGUGUAAACCCUCUGAAGUCUUCCAACGCCAUCUUAAACUUAAGGCCUUGAUACUAGACGAUGUUUGUAAUGGCCUUUUUUACUGGAUACUAAACAAAUACAGAUUUGCCGAUUCUAUGGAAUUGCAUAUCCUGAACCAAAGCUACAAUAAUCUUGAUGUUGCCCGAAUUCUCUCCUACCCUAAAUACCAGAAGAUCUCUAAACUUGUGCUCAAGGACUUUGUUGAAUUAGAUGAGGUGAAGUUAUACAAGGAAUAUAAGAAAGAAGAUAAACUCACUGAACUCCCACUAUUCAAUUACAUCGAAACAAUGAAAGCCGAAAACAAAACCACCACGGAUCUUAGUCUUAACAAACUGGUGUUGCAACUGGAAGGUCUUGAUUGCAAUAAGUAUACUGAAAUCUUAGCUGAGUUUAAUGAUAUUG